AUGACUCACGAGCUUCAGGUCGAGGGGGACAAGGUUGUCGAGCGCGACGAGCAGGGGAACGUGAUCUCCGAGAAGGACUACGCUCACGUCAUCCGCGGGUACAAGGCUGCGACGCACAACCCGCCCGUCUCGUCGGAGCACAAGAAGGAAGCCGCCGAGAUCCUCCACGACCUCGAGAAGGCUCACGGCGAUGCGCCGGAAGCCUCUGCCGGCGCCUCGACGUCGCCCAAGCACCACGGCGAGGGCCACAAGGGUCGCCCGCACAUCGAGAAGCAUGUCGCCGAGGGCGGCGAGCACGAGCACGGGCAUGCGAAGGCUGCGACGGGCUCGUCGGGCCCGGGAUCGUCGGCGGCGCACGAGGAGGAGGUGCACAGGCAUCGCGUCAUUGGCGGCCUCAAAGCCAACCUCCACCGCGACGACCGCUCGGAAGAGACGAAGGAGUCGAUUCGCGAGAAGCUCCACGAGAUGGGCGAGGAGGCCGACUGA
Messenger RNA from Rhodotorula toruloides NP11, 486 nucleotides. RefSeq names its product protein of Conidiation-specific protein 6 family. The coding region runs from base 1 to 486 and encodes 161 amino acids. The transcript is spliced from 4 exons. Gene Ontology annotation, cellular component: cytoplasm. NCBI's taxonomy places the organism in Eukaryota, Fungi, Basidiomycota, Microbotryomycetes, Sporidiobolales, Sporidiobolaceae. The record is from RefSeq and is a predicted model, not a curated record.